UCCGUAGAAAUUUGCGUUUUGCGACCGACUGCGACCUCCAGAAGAGGACAGGAGCAGUUCGUGCGUUUACUGUUGAGCGAGCCUCAGCUUCUUCAAAAAAUAGCGACGACAAUUGUAAAUACAGGGAGAAGAUGGCCGUUAACAUGUUACGACUGACAGUGUGCAGAGGAACCUCGUUUAGUCGCUUCCAGGCAAGGGCCUUCCUGUCGACACUGUCAAGGCAGCAGGCACCGUUGACAUCGUUCGUGGCUUCUCAAAAGCUGGCACCCUACCAGCCUCAAGUGACGACGGUGCGACUGGCAUCGGCGGAUGCGAACUACGUGAACAUUUGGAAGGCUGAACGACUCCUGGCCGCUUCCCUGCUGGCGGUCAUUCCGGGAGCUUUUAUGUUCCCAAAUGCUGUUAUGGACUCCUUGCUUGCCAUCUCUGUCACCAUGCACUUGCACUGGGGAGUCGAGACGAUAGUGGUGGACUACGUGCGGCCAUCCAUCUUCGGAGCCAUGAUCCCCAAGGUGGCUGUGGGAGCCGUGUAUGCCCUCUCCAUCUCUGCCCUGGUAGGGCUCCUCUACUUCAACUUCACCGACGUGGGCAUUGUCAAGGCUGUUCAGCUUGUCUGGUCCCUCUGAGCAAGGAUCUGCAGUCUGGAGCAUACAGAUCUGCACUGGGGACAGUUAGGGAGAAUAAAAGGAACAUAGGACCCCCAAA
Molecule: messenger RNA, 705 nt
Organism: Ixodes scapularis (black-legged tick)
Lineage: Eukaryota; Metazoa; Arthropoda; Arachnida; Ixodida; Ixodidae
Gene: SdhD
Product: succinate dehydrogenase [ubiquinone] cytochrome b small subunit, mitochondrial
Exons: 4
Coding region: 132-626 (164 amino acids)
Biological process (GO): mitochondrial electron transport, succinate to ubiquinone; tricarboxylic acid cycle
Cellular component (GO): membrane; mitochondrial envelope
Molecular function (GO): heme binding; ubiquinone binding
Source: RefSeq, a predicted model, not a curated record